AUGGAGCGUGAUUCUGGAUCCUUCAGAGAUUUAGUUUUUGAUGGCCGUCCAGCAAACUACAGAGAAUUCAGGAGAAAAACAAUUCUUGCAGUAGCAGGCCUGGAGGAGAAACAUGUUCACCUCGCAGGUCCACGUCUUUUGACCAGGUUGCAGGGUGAGGCUUAUCGAGCCACUGAGCACCUUUCAGUGUCGGAUUUGCGCCGUUCAGACGGCUGGCUGCAGGUCCUGAAGGCCCUGGACAAGCAUUACGCUUUUCUGCCAGAGACCGAACUGCAUGAAGCAAUAGAUAGCUUUUUGUUCGACCUUCGCAAACGACCUCAUGAAGGUGCCACGCAGUUUGCAAGCCGCUUCAAGACUGCGUUGUCCCGUGUGCAAGCCUUGGUCGCCCAAGACCGUGCUGCUUCGAAGUCCAAGAAACGUAGAACUUCUGGUCCUGAAUCCAAUAUGCCUGAUGCUGAGACGCCGCCUGCCAGUAGCCUAGCACCUACCGAAGGUGAAGAUGAAGAUGAUGAAAAAGAUGAUGAAAAGCCGCCUUCUGCAUGUGCUGGUGAAAAAGAUGAAAAAGAUCAAGCUUCUCAUGAAGAAGAACCGAAGUCAGCCCGUAGCCAUGCCUCUGUAGAUGAGGGCAGGAGAAAGAAAGGUCCCGGUUCUGGUAAAAGCUCUCGUGGAACUUUUGCUGCUGAUCGUAAACGUGAAGAACUGAGAAUGGCUCAUUUGUUGGGCACAAUUGAAGUUGGCCAUACAAAGCCGUCUCCUAUUUUUCCAUCAACAGUUUUGGGUCAUUUGUUCAUGCGCAAGUAUGGUCUUUCCCGUGAACAACGUGCACAAGUGAUCCGUUCAACUGGUGGAUCAUCGAAAUUUCAUGAAGUGGAGAGGAUUUUGAGAGCCUCUGAUUUUGAUGAAUCUAGGAGCCGUGCUGAUGAGCGACGACAUGCCCCUGUGUCCCAUUCUGCCAGACCGCCUCGCAGAGAUACUAUGAUGAUUCAGCAAGAAGCCCAUGCCGUGGAUGAUGAAUCUUCUGAAAUCAUGGAACCAAUGACCAGUGGUUCCGAAUCUGACCAUGCAUUAGCAGUUGAUCAGCCUGAUGAGAUGCAACAGGAUGAUGACGACAAUUCAACUGACCGUGAGCUGCAGGAAGUCUAUGAGAUCAAGGACAAGGCCAAGAAAGACUUCAAAAGAUCCUUCAAGACAUACAAAGAGAGUAGACGCAAAGUGAAAGAGAUCAAAAAGUCCAGACAGCCUUACUACCCUGUGGUAGCCUUGAGUCAGCCGCAAGACAUGCCUAGCAAAUCUGGUUCAAGCUCUACAUCAAUGGGUCAGAUGCCACGGAAGGGUGACUUCAAGUAUGACAAGACUAAAAGCUCUGUGAAAAGUUCAAAUGCGAAACGCAAGCCAAACGAGUUCAGACCACGGAGAGAAGAUGCAAAUUUCACUGAAGCAGAAAUUGCUGAAGCCUUUGCCUACAUGGUGAACGAGGUCUUCGCUGGAACUGAGUCCUUAGACGUGCUGCUUGCGUCAAUUCCUGAUGGCUGUGCAGUGAUCGAUGCUGGUUGCACGACCCGUGUGGUAGGUCAACAAACGGCUGAACGUUUUUCCAAAUUGUUUCAAAGCCUGAACCUGCCGAUUCCAAAGCCAUGUGAAUUGCCUGCAGUAGAGUUGAAGGGAUUUAGUGGGGAUAAGAGGGGGAUGGAGGCAACCUUAGAUAUGGGGAAAGGCACCAUCACCAGCAAAAAGCACAACAUGGUGAAUUUCCCGCUGAAACGGGCUUCCAAUGGUCAUUUCCUCCUGCCGUUUUGUGAGAUCCCGUCCGAGUUUCAGCCUGAUGUUUCAAAGCGAUCUGCCGAUGUGAGUUUAGCUGAUACUGGAGAUAUGCCCAGUGACCUAUCCGAGCCGAUGUCAUCAUCCGAUGACGACAGCAGAGAAGCCGGCCGUGCUGACACCAAUGAGCCCAAUGACGCAGCCCCUGCAGCCGCUGAGCAGAGGCACGAACCGACUGAGGUAAUGAGAGAUCCAGAGUUGCCCAGACGAACAUCGCCUUGUUCGUGCACAUUCCCAUUGAACGACCGCCAGUGCCAGUGCCAGCUGAGACAGCUAGUCACUGCCAGUGCUGCUGUGAACAAUAGAUUCAAUCUUGCAAAGGGUGGACCCAGUGAAACCACAGUGUUGCAGCAGCGCAAAAUUGCCAAAAGGCACCUGAGUGCCGUUUCUGAAGCGUGGCAGUUACAGCGUUUGUUUGGUGGUCACUGUCAUGCGGAGAACCCAUUGACUUCUGAAGCAUGGUCACAGUUGCAAUUGCUUGAUUUCCAUGAAGUCCGCAUUGACAUGUGCAGCCUUGGCAUGCGAUGUCCGAAGACAAACGUCCCUGUGCUUAAGCCCACAAAGAUCGUCACCACGAUGCCAGAACUUGCAGAACGACUGCUGAAGUGCCGUUGUGAUCAUUUGCACCAACAUGCCCAUCUUGAAGGUGCGUACAAAGGUCGCAAUUUGUCCUCUUGGUGUGAAGUUUAUCCAGGUAAGUUCUGCCGAGUCGUCUCUGAAGUUCUGAGCAACUGCCGUGCCAAGUCACCGAGACUUGAAGAUGUUUUGUUUGACGAAUCCGAUGCACUUGAACCAGCUGAUCCGGAACAACCCGUUCCUAACUCAGAGGGCGCAGUUGCAGCCGCAGCACAGCCUGAGCAAAGACCUGAAAAGAUCAAAGCAAUAAUCCAAAAGUUGCAUACAAACACCGGUCAUGCAUCCGUUGAACAAAUGCUCAGACUUGCCAAGCGUUGCCAAUCGUCCCAAGAAGUUCAAGAUGCCAUCCGAAAGUUCCGUUGCCCUGUGUGCGAGGAGUUGAAAGUACCACCAUCUCGAAGGCAAGCUGCAAUGUGCAGCCCAGAGGGACUUCGACCAGUGCCAGAGGACGAAGCUGAAUUCCGCAGCCUUGCCCGUUCUUUGUCGGAAGGACGUCUGCAUCCCGAGCUGGAGCAAGCUGAACAAAAUGUUUCCUCCAAAUCAGGUCAGUUUGAAGAUCUUUCAGAAGAACACAAACCCAUAGAAGAAGAUCAUGAACUUGAGGAUGAUUUGUGGGAAGAGCCGAAUGUAGAAGACUCACAGCUUGAACAAGGUCCCAAAAAGAUCAGACCCAGCCUUGAUGAUGCAGAGAUCGGUCAAGAUGCGCAAUCUGGUGUACAGUCAGAAGCUUUGCCUGAAACUCCUGAAUCACAACCUCCGAUCACUUCCGAAGAUGAAACCGCAGUCAAUGAUCCACUGCCACCUGCAGAACCCGAACCUAGAGAUGUACAGCCUCAUGAAGUUCCGGUGCCAAUGGAUGAUGGUGAUGAACUGAUUGUAGAACAUGAAGAAAAUAAUCCGGUUCCUGGUAAGCAUGAUGUCAUGGAAGUAUCUAUAGAAGUCCGCCCAGAGGACAUCACUGAACAACAGUUGUGCUUGUGGGAAGUGAUUGAAGAUUGCUUCGUCGUGCAGCAGCCAGCGAAACAACGCCGGGUAGAGGUCAGCUUCCGGAAAUUGAGUGAGGAGGAUAAGAAAAGGUUUGAGGUUGCAAUGAAAAAGGACCUGUUUCGCUUGGAGAAAGCAGCCUACGGGCUAGCAGAAGCCCCACGGGCCUGGUGUGCUGGACAGCUGGCAUGGGCCGCAGGUUCAACACGUCCUGACAAAGCAUUCUUAGCCUCUUAUUUGCAAGGUAUCCAGGAUAAAGGUGGUUACCUCUUGGGACUCACCAAUACCUUGAUGAGAGAUCGGAAAACCGCACCGAUGUGGUUGGUGGAUUGGGCAAGCAAAAAGUUGCAGCGUGUGGUCCGUUUCUAUGAUGCUUCCAGUAAACUGAGCAGUGCAUCCACCAGUCAAGAGAAAAAGUUAGAACUAGAAUAUGCCAUUGCCAGAAUGCCUCGCAAGAUCUCCAAGAAAGCCGCAGAGACGCCAAAGUUGAAUGAGGUUGAGAUUUCGAUGACCGUUGGUUUGCUCACUCGGGCGAUUGCCAACAACCAAGCUCGCCCCAUCUUUGAGCGUACAGCUGCCGAAGAUCCCCAGUCAUGUCAGUGGCUGAAGAACUACAUCCCAGGUUUUGAUGUGCCUGGUGGUAUGUCCGAAGCUGCCAAGCGUGUUCGGGAUGAGAUCGAGAGUUCCCAUGGUGAAAGCCCACGUUCAACUGUGUGGAGUGUGGUUGGCCGUGGUGAGAAUUCUUUGCCGAGUGGCUAUGAUGCUGUCACAACUCCUACGCCUACCGUGGUUGAGCCCAAUGUGACCACCAUCAGCCAAGUGAUCAGGGAUGUCCAUACCCGUCAGAAUGUCAAGAUUUCUCUGCCAGUGGAUUGUGUUGAUGUGGAUGAUUGGUCGAAGACCGUGAUCGUUAUGAAGAAGUAUGAGAAUCAGGGAUAUCGCUAUUCUACGUUGGUUGCCGAAGCACUGCACAACGCUGAAGCCAAAGGAUAUCUCCAAUGGUUGGUGAAGACCUAUGGCAAGGAUGUUGACACACCUUGUGAUACCCAGGCCACUGACUUUGCCAGAUUCCUCCUUCGCAUCAAAUGGCUUGAGACUGAUGGCAACAAGGGAACUGGACGCUUCCAACGUUCGCGCUAG
Molecule: messenger RNA, 4578 nt
Organism: Cladocopium goreaui
Lineage: Eukaryota; Dinophyceae; Suessiales; Symbiodiniaceae
Source: the annotation of a GenBank genome assembly